Messenger RNA from Didymodactylos carnosus, 4830 nucleotides. Lineage: Eukaryota; Metazoa; Rotifera; Eurotatoria; Philodinida; Philodinidae. The record is from the annotation of a GenBank genome assembly.
AUGGCCGUUAAUUUACGAUCAAAAGCUUUAAAUCGUUCUGUGAAAGUGAAUUCAGCAGCAUAUUAUUCGUAUAUCGAAGAUGUUCAUGGUGCAAAUAAAAAUCCUGUUUUACAAAGUUUCGAACGAGAAAUACAAGAUUUCAAAAAUUAUGUACAAAAACAAAAGACAAAUCGUUCACUAGGAAAAGAACUAAACGAAAGUAGACUAUCUGAAACAUUAUUUAAUUUAUGGGGUAGUUUUCAACCAAGAGUAUCAGUACGAUAUUAUUGUGAGAAAUUGAUGGAAUUAGGAGAAUAUUUAGUUCUACACGAGAAAUAUGGUGUUGCGUUAUUUCAAUGUUACCAACGUUAUCUCAAUGAGUAUGGUCAUUUUGAUAUGCAAGAUUUUCAAACUGUGGAUGAUUUACAGGAAAGAUUUUUUCCGUUAGGAUUAUCAGACGCAACGGCAGAUUUAUCUUUUCGUGCAUUGAUGGGUUGUUCAUUGUGUUUAUACUAUUUGGCAAUUGAACAAGAUCCUAAAAUUCAAUCUGAUGAAACUCUCGAACUAUGUUUAACAUCUCUAUCAUUUAUUCGACUACUGAUGAAUCUAGCAUUGAAAGAUGAUCGUUGGUCAUGGUUAGUCUAUAAUGGAACAAUUUAUUUAUACACAAUGAGUAGAUAUUUAAUGACGUUAAGUUAUUCGGCUAAGGUUCUUGAUUAUUUAGUUUGGGCAGCGAUUAGUACCGAAAUGUGUUUGCCUCUAUUAGCAGUCGCAUAUUUACCAUGGCGUUCAACAUUAUAUUGUGCUGCUUGCGAAGCAUUUUAUGACACAAAAGUAGCACCAGACGCAGAAAAAGCAAUAGCUGGUGAAAAUUUUGCUCGACGUGCAUUAGAACAAUUUAAAAAUUUACAUGAAUUACAAGCAAUAAGUAUUGAAGGUGACAAAUGUCAAUUUGAAAAUGAAUUUCGUUAUGCUGCUAUUAAGAUAGCCACAAUGAUUUUCAAACGAAUGGUAUAUGAAAGCCGUCGUAAAUCAAAAGGAAUAUUACGACCAAAAGUCCGUCAGAAUUAUAAAGAACAGUUACAAACGGCAUGGCCUAGAACUCAUACAGAAAAAUUGUUAAGUGAAAUGUUUGAUUGUCGUGCGGCACAAUUUUUAGCCAUAUUAGAAGCGUUAAAUGACCUAAAUCGCCGUCUAGUGUUAACAUCACCGGCUGCCUCAGACAAUGAUCCAGAAAUUUUAGAUGUUACGCUAGAAUUAUUUUAUGCAGCCGAUUAUAUUCUACAAGUUAAGCAUGCGAAUGUCAAUCAGAUUGACGGUGCCAAUUUGAAUCCAGUAUAUCCAAACAUAACCAUGGCACUAUCGAUGAGUUUAUUAGAUUUAGCUAUUAAUGAGCAAUAUGUCAUACCAUUUCCCAGUGUUAUUCAACUAAUUAAAAAUGCCUUUAAUUAUGAAGUGUUUGAUGUAUUCGAACGUUUACUAGAGCCAUUAAACACAUUAAUCGCCAUAUCUUCUCCGAACGAGCAAAAGUUGCCGUAUCAAACAAUUUUAUCACUAUUGGAAUUGUUACAUGAAAUAACUGAAUGCGAAAAAGAACAAAAAUUAGCGGCCAAACAACUACAAUUGCAAGCAACGGGUAAAGAUGAUGAUAAAAAAGGAAAAAAAAACGAAAAUCGUACAAAGAGUCCAAAAACGAAGAAGACAAGUAAAGAACGAUCAAGAAGUCCAACACCAGCAACAAAAAAGAGAAAAACAAAAUUAAAAGGAAAAGAUGUUCAACCGGCGCAACAGCAACAAAUAGAUGCAAAACGAGUAGUGUCAAUGAAAGAUAUAAAUCUUACAGCCGAAAAUGAAGAUGGCGAGGAAGAAAAAAGUUUAGAAGACUAUUUAGAAGAUUUGUGUAAUCUACUGCUAAAUGAAGGAAAUAUUCAAGCAGUGAUUGAACCUGACGUAUUGAUUGAUGUUAGUUUACUCCUAUGGAAUAAAUGUCGCCCAAUUCUACGCCGAUAUUACAAUGAACCAUUAGACAGUCAACGAUGGAUAAGUCGUUUAGAUCAUGAUCAUUUAAAAUGGCUAAAUUUAUGUUUAAAAACUCAUGAAGUUUUAACAAGAUUUGAUUUAGCAACGGUUGAUCCCUGUGCUUAUGCAGAAUGUUCAUUGCGUCUGGGUCAAAUUCUCUUCAGUCUUGUACAACCGGAUUCGCCAUUACAAUCUAAUGCUCGUAAUUUAUGUUAUAAAAGUCGUAUUGACCAAUUACGUGUCUUUCUCUCUCAGACGUUUGCACAACCGUUUGUUCAAAGUUACGUGCAAGAAUUUAAACGUGGACAACAGCAAUCAGCAAGUUCACAAGGCGAUUCGGCUUCAAAUCAUGGGACAGGUGUAAUAAAUACUAUUGGUCAAGAAAAACAGCAACAUCAACCAUUAUUACCGUUUGAUAAUGAUACACUAUCGUUGUCAACUAAUUUUCCUUUACUGCUCUUUACAGAACAAUUGUUAGAACGCUCAUUACAGACAAUGGCACAAGCGAGAGCGAGUCUAGUUAAAUUUGAUGGAUCAGCUAUGUAUGAUCGAAACUGGCAACCAAAAUCAAAUGAUGAAGAAUCAGACUCAUUAGGUGAAACGAGAUUUUUUGCUACACAACCAUUUCAAUAUGAAAAAGGUGUUAGUAGUAAACCAAUUGGAAAUUUAAUCAAAGAUUUGGAUGCUGAAUUAUUAUUUAUUUAUUGUCGUGUUAUCUCUUUGCUUGAACAAUUACCAGAAGCACGAAUGAUUAAGAAAGGUCCAAUUGAUCAAUAUUUGAAUGAAGCAAAAGGUAAUUCGCAUAAAAAAGCGCUGAUAUGUGCGGCAUACGCAUCAACAAGACGAGAUGAAAAAAUGGCAGCUGAUUAUAUGCAGAGAGCUUAUAAAUAUUUAACGACAGCUGAAGAAGAAGAUCGUUUGUAUUUUUGGCAUUUACUCAAUAAUCCGUCACUAUUGAAAAAUCAAAAUGAAAUAACUACAACUACGAUACCACGUCCACAUAUUAUCGCCCGUGCUCCUGAAUUUGUAUUUAUACUUGCACCAGAUUUUGAAGAAUUAGACACAAAAGUUGGUUCAUAUCGCAUAUUUUGUCGAGCGGUAGAUCGUCCAAAUGCUAAAGCGCGAAUGGCUGAUACAUAUUAUCCAGGUACAGGGCAACAAAUUCCGUCAAGUUUUAAGAAACCAGUCAAAAUCUCUGGUCUUAAUCCUGAUUUGAAAUAUGUAUUUUCCAUUGGCAUUUACGACGUGAAUGGACAGUUAAUUGGUGAAAGUGUCAGUGAAUCGACUGAGCCAAUAUUAGCAGCUCAUCCGACAUCACUCUUGCUUAUACGUUGCAUACUAUCACAAGUUUCAUAUCAAAUUAAACAAUAUCCUGUAGCUAAAAAGGUGUUUCAUUCAUUAUGGACCUAUUUUGUUAAAACACCACAAAAAAUUGAAACAACCGUAAAAGAAUUGGUUAAAGAUUCACCAUUAGUUUUAUAUGAAGCGAGAUAUUCUCGUUUAACUGAAAGUUCAAUAUCACUGCUCCAAAAAUUCAUCAAUUCAAUAUUUAUUGAUUUGGAAAUAUUCAUUAAAGAGAAUCAUUAUUACUGUGAUUUAAUAACUCCAAAUUCUAAUUUACGUGUCCAACAGAUUAAUCGUAUCCAAGCGUGUAGUAAAGCAUUAACUGCCUUGGAAGUAUCGUGUUGGUUGAAUGAUUCAAGCUAUGCUUUACAAUCCAUUAUUUAUGCCUACGGUUUAUUGGCGCCAUUAUUAUUCUUUAAAGUGACAUAUCCAGCUAUUUAUACGAUACUUGAAAAAUGUUUAUCAGCGCUAGAUGAACUUCCUUCUUCAACAUUUAAACAACGUACACGUAGUGUUCAAGAAAAUAUUCAUCAUAUGAUUGCGUGUAUUGUUUAUUACAUGACCAAAUAUCUUCAACAAAAUGAUGAACACAAAUUGGCGAAUCUGAUUAAUUCAGUUGGAAAAAAAUUUCUUACUGCGCCAACAACAUCAACAACACAAACUAAGGAAACAAUUACUGCAGAUGCUCCGGUUCUUCCUGAACAUACAUCCAGUGGUAGUUUAAGAACCGCUGAUGCCUCUGUAUUGCCAGAAGAUGCCCUUGAACAAUUGAUGCCAAAAGCGUUGAGUAAUCAUUCAGCGAUUCAUAAUGAAGAGUUAAAAGCAUUAGAAUUGUUUGUAUCUAAAGAUAAAUCUCAACCGUAUACAGUAUUAGUUGGAAAUGAAGAUCAUUCACUUGUUUAUGCUUAUGUUACAACAGCACCAGUACGGCAGUCAUACAAAGAAGUUCAAAAAUUUCGUAAACGAACAUCAUUCUUAGAAUAUAUGGUUCAUGUAUUAACAAAAUCCGUUCUUGAAUCAAGUUCACAAAACGAAGAUAUUCUCGGCUGGUAUGAUGAAACACAAACAUUUUUGUCGAAACGAAAUGAGUUGAUGUUGGGACCGUGGCGUAUGAUUAUUAAAAAACAAGAUGGUCUCGUUCAAAUCCAAGGUAGUAAUGAAAAUAAGUAUGCAGCAGCUAUUACAGAAUUUAGCCCGGAACGAUUAAAAAAGAAAAAAAUACAACAACAAAUGAGUCUACCAGCAACAAUCCCGGAUAAAAAGCAAAAAACGAAACAAAUGUUUACAAAAAAAAUGCUACGCUCAAAACCAAGCAAAUAUCAUUUUUUAAUACCAACUGGUACAACAGAGCAAAAACGAGUAGAGCUAGAACAAAAACAAAAACCGGUAUGUGUUGAAUAUAUGAGAUUUUAUUUAAAAUUUCCUUUGAUUAUAUCACAGGCGCUUAAGUUGAAGUGGACCACACUUUGUAUUUUAGUUAUAUCUUGA